This is a messenger RNA of Trachymyrmex septentrionalis, 925 nucleotides long. It is a transcript of the gene Arpc4, whose product is annotated as actin-related protein 2/3 complex subunit 4. The record is from RefSeq and is a predicted model, not a curated record. The transcript has 4 exons. Gene Ontology annotation, molecular function: actin filament binding. Bases 277 to 783 code for a protein of 168 amino acids. Gene Ontology annotation, cellular component: actin cytoskeleton; Arp2/3 protein complex. Gene Ontology annotation, biological process: Arp2/3 complex-mediated actin nucleation; actin filament polymerization. Lineage: Eukaryota; Metazoa; Arthropoda; Insecta; Hymenoptera; Formicidae.
GUGUCGAUCGAGUCAGCAAAUCGAAUAAUACGCUAAAGAGAUCGAAAGAGAUUGGUGUGGUUUUGAAAAAGAUUGCACUAUUAAUUCAAUUUAGAUAGAUCAAGUUCGUUGAAUUUUUUGUAAACCGGAAUAGUGAGCCAAAGUGUGUUCGCUAAUUUAAUGUGUUAUUUCCAUAUGUUCUCCCAAAUCAGAUAGAACAAUAUCAAGUUUUCCAGGCUUCUGAAAGUUGAUUAAUGCGAAUGUUAUAUUGUAACCUGUAAAUUAACUUUCGCAAGUAUGUCGGGUACAUUAAAGCCCUAUUUGACAGCAGUCAGGCGUACACUUACUGCCGCCAUGUGCCUGGAGAACUUCUCCUCUCAAAUCGUAGAAAAACAUAACAAGCCCGAAGUAGAAGUAAGGGCAAGCAAAGAACUGCUUUUAACACCCAUUUUGAUAAGUAGAAAUGACAAGGAGAAAGUCUUGAUUGAAUCCAGUAUAAAUAGUAUGAGAAUAAGUAUUGCCGUGAAACAAGCUGAUGAUCUAGAAAAGAUUCUUUGUCAUAAUUUUACAAGAUUCAUGACAAUGAGGGCUGAACAUUUUAUGAUUCUCAGAAGAAAACCAGUAGAAGGUUACGAUAUUAGUUUUUUAAUUACUAAUAUUCAUGUAGAACAAAUGUACAAACACAAGAUAGUAGACUUUGUUAUUCAUUUUAUGGAAGAAAUUGAUAGAGAAAUAAGUGAAAUGAAAUUAUCAGUUAAUGCUAGAGCACGUAUAUGUGCAGAGGAAUUCCUAAAAAGAUUUUAAUUCAUUUAUUAUCGACUUUCCAAGGUAUUUGUUGGAAAGAAUAAUAAAGGAUAUACAGCGAUAGUAUUGUCCAACUGGGUCAUACAACUUUUAAUAACAAAAUUGAAAGAGAUUUUUUUUAAGUAUUUAGUGAUGUGUCCUU